GUCUGCUGAAAGAUGGCGGUAAACACUUCUCCGGCGUGGACGAGGCCUUGUUGAAGAACAUCGAGGCCUGUAAGAACCUGGCGCAGAUCACCAAGAGUUCCUUAGGCCCAUAUGGCAUGAACAAGCUCAUUGUGAACCACUUGGGUCGGCACUUCGUCACCAGCGACACCAACACCAUCGUGACAGAGCUUGAGGUGAUGCAUCCAGCAGCCAAGCUCAUCGUGAUGGCCGCCAAGUCCCAGGAAUCCCACGAGCAGGAGUCGGGCGAUGGCACCAACUUGUGUGUCUCCUUCGGCGGAGAGCUCCUGCUGCGGGCGGAGGAGCUGCUCAAGGAAGGCAUCCAUGCCAAUGACGUCUACAAGGGCUACGAGCUUGCGAGAGACAAGGCGCUGGAAUGCCUGAACGCCCAAGUCGCUUGGUCCUGUGAGGACUUAAAAAGCGUGGAGCAGCUCACGAAGUGCGUGAAGACGGCCAUCUCUUCGAAGCAGUUGGGCUGUGAGGGUCCAUUGGCGAAGCUGGUGGCAGAGGCCUGUGUGCAAGUGAUGCCUCCCACGCCGAGCAAAUUCGAUGUGGACAACGUGAGGGUCACGAAGGUUCAGGGUGGAAACUUGAACUCUUCCUUCGUGGUGGAGGGCAUGGCCAUCGCUCGACGAAGCAGUGGCGUGGAGAACUGCAAGGAGAAGGCCAAGGUGGCCAUUUAUGCGGAAGCCUUGGAGCUCGGGAGUACGGAGACGAAGGGCACCGUCCUCCUUGAGAGUGCGGAGCAGCUCAUGAACUUUAGCAAGGGCGAGGAGCAAAAGAUGGAGGAGAUGAUCAGGGCCAUCAAGGAGGUGGGCGUGGAUGUGGUCAUCUCCGGAGGGACCAUCUCGGACAUGGCCUUGCAUUUCUUGAACAAGUACAAGAUCUUUGCCUUGAAGAUCAAUUCCAAAUUCGAGCUGCGCCGCGUCUGCCGCACCGUGGGAGCCACCUCCAUCGUCCGCUCGGGGCCGCCGCUGCCCGAAGAGUGUGGCUAUGUGGAGUCCAUCAAGGUGGAGGAGAUCUCAUCCGAGCCCUUCACCAUCAUCAAGACGCGGGACUCCAAGAUCUCCACCGUCGUGCUCCGCUCCGCUUCGCCCAAUGUCCUGGAUGAGCUGGAGCGGGCCAUCGACAAUGCGGUGAAUGUGGUGAGAUGUACCGCUCGGGAUCCGCGCUUCGUCGCGGGAGCUGGAGCCACGGAGAUCGAGCUGGCGCACCAGCUGCAGCAGUUCGGCGCGACGGUCCCGGGUUUGGAUCAGUAUGCCGUGCUGAAGUUCGCCGAGGCACUGGAAGUGGUGCCCAAGAUUUUGGCCGAGAACGCGGGGCACAGCCACGUGGACGCCAUCACGGCGCUCUACGCCGCGCAUCAGAAGGGCGAGACCGCUGCGGGGAUCGACGUGGAUGCGGGGCCAGUGUGUAACGCACUGGAGAAGGGCAUCCUGGAUCACAUGGAGACCAAACGCUGGGCGAUCCGAUUCACCUUGGAUGCUGUGCUCACCGUUUUGAAGGCGACCACGUGUUCCGGGGCCCCCGCGAAUACGUGUGCGUUGGUUUUUUUUGUUGGAAACGGUGGUGGCUGA
Molecule: messenger RNA, 1595 nt
Organism: Durusdinium trenchii
Lineage: Eukaryota; Dinophyceae; Suessiales; Symbiodiniaceae
Source: the annotation of a GenBank genome assembly